This is a messenger RNA of Zalophus californianus (California sea lion), 3263 nucleotides long. RefSeq names its product solute carrier family 16 member 13 (gene SLC16A13). The transcript is spliced from 5 exons. Gene Ontology annotation, molecular function: monocarboxylic acid transmembrane transporter activity. Gene Ontology annotation, biological process: monocarboxylic acid transport; transmembrane transport. The record is from RefSeq and is a predicted model, not a curated record. The coding region runs from base 1144 to 2427 and encodes 427 amino acids. Lineage: Eukaryota; Metazoa; Chordata; Mammalia; Carnivora; Otariidae.
GAAGCAGGCUUCCUAUGGAGCAGGGAGCCGAUGUGGCUCGAUGUGGGGCUCAACACCAGGACCCUGGAAUCACGACCUGAGCCAAAGGCAGAUGCUUAACGACUGAGCCACCCAGGCACCCUUAAACUGAGCAUUCUUGUGCACAGCGCUUCUAAUUCGAUUCCCCUGACAACCCUCAAAAAUUUCCUGUUAGUGAGGACAGAAGCGACAGGAACUGAGUCGCCACUGCAGACACGGACGCCAGCAGUCCAACAGUCCGUUCCCCUGGUCUCUUCCUCGGCCCCUGAGCCCCUCCGGGAUCCAGGCAUCUGGAUUCUAGUGUACUCAGGCGCUAGGGCAGGUAUUUCCCUUUGAGUCUCGGCGCAGAACCCCUACGCUCACCACGACCUGACCUUGCCACUGGGCCCCUCAUUCAGCAAGCGGGGUCUUCCUCUCCUGAACCGGUUUACCCACCACCCAGCCCCAGGAACUCCCUACGUGAGGGUCUUGGUGCGGGAAUCUGGACUGAUUGGCCGGUUAGGUGGACGGGAGACGCAACAUUCUCCGGGUAGGUCCCUACGUCACGUGGGGCCCAACGAGUCGGCCUCCUGCGGUCCCCUCCUGACGCAUGCGCCCCACUCACUGUCCCGGUCCAGAACCGAGCUCUAAGCCCCGCGCUGCCCUCCUGGCUCCACCCCCGGCUCAGGAGUCCCGCUUCCCCACCCGCCAGCCGUGGACAGGGAUGACGGCCAGGAUGGGCAGGUAGCUGACACUUGCCGUGAUAAGAAGGAUAACCCACACCGAGACUGGCGCGUCGCAGGGCGGGGGCCCAAACCCAGGGCCGCCUCCGGGCUCCAGGCUAAACGUCGGGGCCCCGCCCUGACCCGUCCCGCCCAGGCCUCGACCCGCCGCGGCCUGCCCGCGGAGCCACGCCCCCGGGAACGCCUCGCGCGGAGGCCGCCCGCUCUCCCCACCUAGGUCGCCGGGCGGGGGACAGGCGCCCCACGCAGCGUCCCUGCCUCCCGGCCUCGUCGGUGCGUUCCCCUGCAACAGCAGUCUGCCCUCCGCCGCGCGGCGGGGCGGCUCGGUGGGCGGAGGCGGAGGGUCCCGCGCCCUGCUCCCGCCGGGGCUGCGCGGAGUGGCUGCAGCCCUGUGCGCCCGCCGAUGGCGCAGAGGGCCGAGCCCCCCGACGGGGGCUGGGGGUGGAUGGUGGUGCUCUCCGCGUUCUUCCAGUCGGCGCUGGUGUUCGGGGUGCUCCGCUCCUUCGGCGUCUUCUUCGUGGAACUGGUGGCGGCGUUUGAAGAGCAGGCGGCGCGGGUCUCCUGGAUCGCCUCCAUAGGGAUCGCGGUGCAGCAGUUUGGGAGUCCUGUGGGCAGCGCCCUGAGCACGAAGUACGGGCCCAGGCCCGUGGUGAUGGCCGGGGGCAUCUUGGCUGCGUCAGGGAUGCUGCUCGCCUCCCUUGCUACCUCCUUGACCCACCUGUACCUCAGUAUUGGGCUGCUCUCAGGCUCUGGCUGGGCCUUGACCUUCACUCCAACCAUGGCUUGCCUGUCCCGUUACUUCUCUCGACGGCGAUCCCUGGCCACGGGCCUGGCCCUGACCGGCGUGGGCCUCUCUUCCUUCGCCUUUGCCCCACUUUUCCAAUGGCUGGUCAGCCGCUAUGCCUGGCGGGGGGCCCUGCUGCUGGUGUCUGCCCUCUCCCUCCACCUGGUAGCCUGCGGCGCUCUCCUCCGUCCACUGUCCCUGAGGGAGGACCCUGUCAUGGGAGGCCCUGGGACCCAGCUCACCUCCCUCCUGCAUCACGGCCCCUUCCUCCGUUACACUGCUGCCCUCACGCUGAUCAACACCGGCUACUUCAUUCCCUACGUGCACCUGAUGGCCCACCUCCAGGACGUGGGUUGGGACCCACUGUCUGCUGCCUUCCUACUCUCGGUCGUGGCUAUUUCUGACCUCGUGGGACGUGUGGCUUCUGGGUGGCUAGCAGAUGCAGUCCCAGGACCUGUGGCACGACUCCUGAUGCUCUGGACUACCCUGACUGGGGUGUCACUGUCCCUGUUCCCCAUGGCUCGCGCUCCCACGGCCCUGACGGCUCUGGCCGUGGCCUAUGGCUUCACAUCAGGGGCCCUGACCCCGGUGGCCUUCUCCAUGUUGCCUGAACUGGUGGGGACUGGAAGGAUAUACUGUGGCCUGGGCCUAGUACAGAUGGUCGAGAGCAUCGGGGGGCUGCUGGGGGCUCCUCUGUCAGGCUACUUCCGGGAUGUGACAGGCAACUACACAGUUUCUUUCGUAGUGGCUGGGGCCUUCCUCCUUGCAGGGAGUGGCAUCCUCAUCACUCUGCCUCACUUCUGCUCCUCGGCCUCCACCUCCACCUCCAAGCCCCGGGACCUGGUCACAGAGGCAGCGGAUACCAAAGUCUCUCUGACCAAGGAAGGGCUGGGAGAGGACUGAACUGCAAAAAGGGGCUGUCAGGCCCAGAGAGCUAGAGCUUGGCAGCUCCAGAUCUUCUCCUCCUGGCCGGUCCUGGUGCCCACAGAACCACAGUGCCUUAAGCAUCUUGAACUGCCUCCCCCCAGGGCAGGCCUGGGGGGGGGGGCGGAUCCUGUGCUGCGUGCGCCAACCCCUGGUAUUUUGUCGAGGACUCUUAUCUCUUCUUUGCUCCCACAACCUUUUCCAAAGGAUCCAGCCUGCUCCCCUGAGCUGUGAGUCAGCUGUGAAAACCAAAGGCCAAGAGACUUAAUGUGUUUUACAUGUGAUCUCUAGUGUCUACCAACUUCCUUCUCUGCAGGCAGAUGUUGGGGAAAGGGGGAUGCCCUUUUGAGAUAUAAGGAAACUAGAUAAUCGUCAGAAUCUCCAAAAGAGCUGGGGCCCAUAUGCUUGGGUUGGCUGAAUGGGCUCGUGGCUAGGAAGCGGAGGGGAGGUACCCCCUUUAACCAUGGACUCUGCUGUCUGGACCGCAGUCCCUCCGUCUGGCCCACUAUCCCCUGUGACUUAGAAGACAGUAGUGGGGACACAGGGUGGGGGUGUCUCGGGAAGGGGAGCUAAAGCUAAAGGUGAGAGCUGAAGUCUGGUCCAGCAUUUCCCUCAGGCCAGUGGAAGGAGCCUGAAAUGCAGGGAAGAGUUAGCUGGGGGGGGCUGGGGGGGCCCCCUCCUGAGCCCCCACCCCCAACACACUGAAGCUGACAGGCAGGCAACUUCUCAGAGUUCACCUGUUUUGUUUUUAUUGUUUUUUGAGAGAGAGAAAAGGAGAGUGAUGGUGGAAGAGGGGCAGAGGGAGAGGGGGAGAG